AUGUCAACCGCAGUUUUCAUGCUGAAAAACCUCUGGAUCCAAGCUCUGGCCAAGGCCCUCUGUGCCCUCACUGUCACGUUGCUGCCCCACGUGUCUCGCGGACUGCCGGAUGGACGACACAGGCUACAGCAGGCGUCAAGUGCAGAGUAUGGACGAAGGCUGCUGGGGACGCUGGCCGGGACAGCCGGGGGCCGAGGGGUCCCGGCCAGCGUGCAGGUACGCAGGUACCCUGGGGAGCUGGCUCUGCAAGGACCUGGGGCCUCUGGAAGCCUGGAGGCACCCCCACAGCUCACUGCAUGCUGGUGGGCUCAGGCCCCGGACCCCCAGCCUGGAGAGCUGGGCCAGGAACGGUUCCAGGAAGGCGGCCGCCAGCUCCUGUCCCCAGCCCUGCCCAGCAAGCGCCUGGCUGCGGCAGGCACCCACUGCCAAAUAAAUUCACGCGAAGGGGUGCCCGCGCCCUGCGCCUCGAAGGUGGAGCUGCGUCUCAGCUGCCGGCACCUGCUGGACCGCGACCCGCUGACCUAGUCCGACCCCAGCGUGGUGCUGCUGCAGCAGGCGCGGGGCCAGUGGGUGCAGGGAGGGCCGGCGGACAGGGCAGAGGUGGUCCGGAGCUGCCUGCACCCCGUGUUCUCCAAGGUCUUCACGCCUGACUGCUGCUUUGAGGAAGCACAGAACCACGGGCCCGGCAGCCUCAGCCACCAGGACGACGACUUUCUGGGGGGCGUGGAGUGCACCUUGGGGCAGAUUGCUCUGGCCAGGCUGUGUGCCGAGCACGUCACGGGCCCCACGCUUCAUCCUCCCAAUGACAGGAGGUUCUCGGCUUUGGGCUUUGGAGCCCGGAUCCCUCCCGAGUUUGAGGUGUCCCAUGACUUUGCCAUCAAUUUCAACCCCGAGGACGGCGAGUGUGAAGGGAUCCAGGGCGUGGUGGACGCCUACCCGAACUGCCCGCCCAGGAUCCAGCUCUACGGCCCCACCAACGUGGCGCCCGUCAUCUCCAAGGUGGCCCGCAUGGCAGCGGCCGAGGAGCACACCGGGGAGGCCUCUCAAUACUACAUCCUGCCGGUCCUGACGGACGGCGUGGUGACAGACAUGGCGGACACGCGGGAGGCCAUCGUGCGUGCCUCCCACCUGCCCAUGGCCAUCAUCGUCAUGGGCGUGGGCAGCGCCAACUUCACGGACAUGCAGACCCUGGAUAGGGGGGGCUCCCUGCAGUCCCCUCGGGGCCAGCCUGCCGUUCGUGACAUGGUGCAGUUCGUGCCUUUCUGCGCGCUCAAGAACGUGAGCCCUACAUCGCUGGCCAGGUGCGCGCUGGCCGAGGUGCCCAAGCAGCUGGUGGAGUACUGCAGCCACAGAGGGGUGCCCCGCGAGGCCCCGCCCCCACGGCCGAGCCGGUGGGCCAGGCCGCAGCCGUCCAGCACCCUGGGGCCCCCGGAGCCCCCCGUGACCUCCCUGGGGCCUCACCCCUUAGCCUAG
Molecule: messenger RNA, 1473 nt
Organism: Pteropus alecto (black flying fox)
Lineage: Eukaryota; Metazoa; Chordata; Mammalia; Chiroptera; Pteropodidae
Gene: CPNE7
Product: copine 7
Biological process (GO): cellular response to calcium ion
Cellular component (GO): plasma membrane
Molecular function (GO): calcium-dependent phospholipid binding
Source: RefSeq, a predicted model, not a curated record